Gigantopelta aegis is the source of this 795-nucleotide messenger RNA. RefSeq lists its product as uncharacterized. The record is from RefSeq and is a predicted model, not a curated record. Lineage: Eukaryota; Metazoa; Mollusca; Gastropoda; Neomphalida; Peltospiridae.
AUGGUUUCUGAAUAUUUUGGAACUGCUCUUGAACAACAUGAAAGAGAUGAUAAGGCUAAAGCACCAUGCACAGUAUCUAGUGACUCUCAUGUCUUCCAGGACAGUUGGACUACCUUAUCAUAUGAUCAGCUUAUUGAUAAAAUAAAAGGUGUUAUUUAUGGCCAGGCUAUUGGAGAUGCUAUUGGUUUAGCUACUGAGUUCCUUUCUAAGGAACAAGCUGCUAAAUACUAUGGUGAAAAUGGGCCAUCUGGAUACAGUGACAUUAUACCAGACUUUCAUCGAAGCAGGUGGGAUCAAGGAGAUUGGACUGAUGAUACUGACCAGAUGUUGUUGAUAUUGCAAAGUAUCGUUGCAAACAAUGGAACAAUUGACGAGAAAGACUUUGCAAAACGUCUUCAUAAUUGGAUGAAACAGGUUCCUGAAUUGGGUGAUGGAGGUGGUGUGGCCACUGAUGACAUGAUCCUAUGUUCUCAUAUAGGUGGUCUCGGUAUUGGUAUGACUGUCUCUCGUAUGACUCAAGGACUAUCGGUUUAUACUUUUAAAGCAUUGGGUUCUGGAUUUUAUGGAUUACGUAAAGGUACUGACUUCCGGAAAACUAUUAUUGAAUUAAUUAUGGAAGGUGGUGAUGCUGAUAGGAGCAACAAGUUGUCAUCUCGGACUGAUAAGGUUAUUAUUGAUGACUACUACUCCAGUGAUGCUGAUGUCAGACAAGCUCAGAAAGAUGAGUUGUCUUUGGCUAAACAUUUGUUUGAAUGUAUUAGAGCUGGGGAUUUAGAGAAGGCAAGUCGUCAAUAA